Dermacentor silvarum is the source of this 747-nucleotide messenger RNA. RefSeq lists its product as uncharacterized. The transcript has 5 exons. The record is from RefSeq and is a predicted model, not a curated record. Lineage: Eukaryota; Metazoa; Arthropoda; Arachnida; Ixodida; Ixodidae. Bases 125 to 451 code for a protein of 108 amino acids.
UCUGCCUUUACCUGGUUGACGAAUCCUUGACAAGGCCAGCUUCGUGACGUCAUCAGCGGUGGAUAUAAAGGGCUCCCGGCAGCAAUGCAGCUUCAGGAGACAAAGCGACAGCAGCAGCGGCAAAAUGCUCACGCAAUACUUCUUUAUUGUGAAGCCACGCAGGCCUGAAUUCUACCACACUUUGGCAUUUCUGGUGAUGAUCAUUCUUUCUAGCACAAUCUUAAGGAUUUCCUCGUGUACUAUUGACUGCUUAAGCGAGGACAAGCCAAAAGCAAUAUGCUUACAAGGCGCCCCCGGCCAAAAAUGCAACUGCACAUGCGUUCCCGGUUCAGUGUCGUGUCCGCCAUUGCCAAGUGAGCUUAGACUUUGCCCAGGCGAUGAUCCUCCUCCUUGCCCUUAUGGAUGGGAGUUUCUUCUAGGAAUAUCUACAUGCACCUGCACUUGCCCUUGAUGGCCCUGACGGUCAAUGAAGCUGGGCCAAGUACCACUUUGUCAAGGUGUGCAUUCUGCUAAAUUCAUAUGAUCCGCAUCUCCGCUGUCAGCAGCUCCUGCUUUUUUUCGAGAAGACUGCUUUCGACAGAAGCUUCGUCUUAAUGCACGCUCUUCUUUAAAAGAUGGCAUUAAAAAAAUUCUGCAGAUUUCGCACAUUGCACGGAUGAAUGUUAUGUAAAGUGUACGGAAUGCACCUAGCUAUCCAGCAUCGCUACCGGGCUCUAUAAAUUGCUCAUAAAUCAAUCAAUAUGUUUA